AGGCUUUGAAAGUCAGCCUCGCAGGCAUUGCAGCAGAGCCCCGAACCGCGGAGGGGAGCGGCGUAGAGCUCGGCUCGCUGUGUACGUGUGCGGGGCGAGGGGACGGGGGCGCGGGGAGGCUCGGCGCGUCUUCCAGUCGGGGACGGGGCCCGAGCUCGGAGCCGCCGCGCCCCGCGCUGCCGGAGCCCCGCUCGCCGCUGUGAGGCGAGGCCGGCGGGUGAGCGCGGCGGGCGGGGACGGGCCGCGCGGGGCGGCGCGGCGCUGCCGGGCGGCGGCGGCGGGGAACAAUGCCGGGAUGAAGCAUGGAAUUGCUGAAAGAGAAAGUUAGUGCAUCCUUGGACUCCUGAAGGAAGAGCCUUCCUUAUGGGACCACUUUCAAGCAAGCCUGCCUCCUCCAGCCUCCCUGCUGACAAAUGGUGGUGGAUUAUAGAUGAGGACACGCUGACCCGUUCGACCUUGCUGAGACAGCGGGGAGGGGCCUCCUGCUACUUGAGGGAAGCUUUGGGUCAUUUAAAGGACAAGGUCAUGAGCCAGAAGACAUUCCGCCCUCCUCCUUGUAUUGGUCGGGACCCGGGCAUUGGGGAGUCAAGUCGAAGGAGAGAGAAAAGAGAUUUUGCAUUAGUAUUCUAUGAAAGCCUUACUGUCUGCAGAACAAAUUGAUUGCUACAGCGUACCUGUGCUUGGCACCACUGCUGUGAAAGAAAGGUAUGGUUGUAAUCUGUUUUAUUGUAUUACAUAUUGUGACACUCCAGGAAUGCUUAACGUUCAGCUCUUCUGUGGCACGUGCUGGAAGUCUAAGUGAAGAAAAAUAUGUGGAUGAAUGAAAAGUAUGUGAGCCUGUUGUAUCUGCAGCUUUGUUUACUACAAAGAACUCAGUAGCCCCUGCUAACGAGGCAGAUUUAUUGUAUAUGCCAAUGGCAACGUAAGAAGAUUGGCAGUGGAGUUCUCUGUUUUAUUUUCAGUUACAGCUGUGUCAGUAGUGGCUACACGACUGUACAGAUAAAAUUCCAGUUAAUGCUUUAACUGGGGGGGCUCAGUUUAACUUUUAUUAAGAUGGUCAAUGAGAAAUAUAUUUGAACGUUGGUGUGUUUGCCUCUUUAAAUGAAAGCAGCUUUUUUUUUUUCCCUAGGUCUUUUUAUCAGCUGCUCUGGUCCUACAUCUGGGGGUUGGGAGGGAGGAAAGUGGUAUGUGAAGGAAUGUACAAAGGCAGGAAGAUCUUAGAUGUGCUGGUACAAUAAACAGAACUGGAACAUAGCUGAGAAAAGUAUUAGAGUAUUUGAGCCUUCACUUCUCCCACCACACACCCCAACCACGUAAAUAUGCACCCGUUUCUUUUAGCAAGAAAGCCAGCGCUGUUCAUUUUCUCAACUCCAUUGCAGGCUUGAUGCAAUUGAUUCUCUGGUUUUAUAGAUGCUUAGCUGAUCUCGGUUGUGCUUGCGAAGUAUGAAGUGCUACGUUAAUAAGAUUCAGGCUGUUUCACAGGGGGCUGUGAUUAGAGCUUCAUUCUUGGCAUCACUAAGUUGUGUUUGUGAUUAUUUGGAUGUCUGCUCGUGGUCAUUCCAAACCAUCUGAAGUAUCUGCUCUGGUCAUGUAGAUGUUUCCAACUAAUCAAGUUCAGGACAGGUGGCAGACUUGUCCCGGACAUUGAAAUCUGGAUGCAGACCUAAUCUAAUAACUUGAUGAGAAAAUGAAAAACCAUCUCUCCCAAUGUGUUGUCACUAUACGUAAACCACGGAGGUGUCUGUGACAUUCUCUCUCUGCUCAGUGUCGCGGCAGGUGACAAGUAAAUGGGUUCCUUUAAGGAAAUGAAAGACUUGGAGAAUGCUGUCGUGCACUGUAAUAGUUACUUCCGUCUUAUGGCCUUGCGGGCUUAAGAUUAACACUUUAUAGAUGUGUGGUAUAUUUAUGAGUAUUUGCUUGAGCUUACAUUUUACACCUCGCAAGGAGUGUGAAUACAGCCUUAUGUAAGUCAUUUAUCAUCCGGAUCCUCUGGCAGCUAAGAAAAUUUCUGAGAAUCCCAGAUGCUGUGCUGUGAUUGUUUGUACUCAAAUGACUAAUUUAAUUAAAACUAAUUAGUCAAAACUUAUUUAUUCACAGCAAAUAUUUUGUGAGUGAGCUGUUCUUCCCCCCGGAGUUCUUUUGGAAAGCCGUGCUGAAGUUCUCGUCACUCAUGCAGUGUCCACAGGAACCUCAGUCAAGCUUGGCAUGAUUUGGUGUUCCAGAACCUGGGCAGCACUGAGAAGUUCUGCAGCUCUUAAAGAAGGCACUUGCGGUGGAGUGAGAAGCACAUUCAUAGAGCUCCAGCACUGACGCUUUCAAGGUAUUCUGUGUGCUCGAUGAAGAUGGAAAAAGAUGAAAACCAAACUAGCUUCCUGGAGAAAGCUGAAGAAAGCAAAUACGUAAUGGAACUUUACUACCUUAGAAGUGUGUUUUGAGUGCUCUUCCUAGGCAUCCUUCGUAAAUAUUCAAUAUAUCAACACAAGGACAUGAUUGGAAAUCUGGUUUAUCAAACAAGAUACACUGGAAGAAACCUGCCUGGAAUGUGACUGUGUUGUUUCUGAAAGUUUGUGAGAAAACGCUAUAGACAUCUAUCUAUUAUUUAUUAGCUCUGCAUCUCGAUUCAGCUGCAGCAAACUAGUCUUUGAAGUGAAUAGAAACAGAGCCCUUUUGGAUACUUUUAUUGAACAUGACUCAUGGAGAAGAGCUUGGCUCUGAGAUGCACCAGGAUUCUGUUGUUCUAACCUACCUAGAAGGAUUACUAAUGCAUCAAGCAGCAGGAGGCUCAGGUACUGCAGUUGACAAAAAGUCUACUGGGCAUAGCGGAGAGGAUCAAAACUUUAAUAUUUCUGGAAAUAUAUUUCCCAGCUGUCAAAGUAAUGGUCCAGUUCUUAACACAAGUACGUAUCAGGGAUCUGGCAUGUUGCACCUCAAAAAAGCAAGGCUGUUGCAGUCUUCUGAGGAUUGGAAUGCAGCAAAGAGAAGGCGGUUGUCUGAUUCCAUUGUGGAUUUAGAUGGAAAAAAGGAAGCUUUGUUAGCUGGCAUGGUUGAAAAUGUGCCUAAAGGCAAACAGGAUAGCACAUUACUUGCCUCUUUGCUUCAGUCAUUCAGCUCUAGGCUUCAGAGUGUUGCUCUGUCACAGCAGAUUAGACAGAGCCUUAAGGAGCAAGGCUAUUCCCUUAGCCACGAUUCUUUACAGGUGGAGAAAGAUUUACGGUGCUACGGUGUUGCAUCCAGUCACCUGAAGACUCUCUUGAAGAAGAGCAAAGCAAAGGAUCAGAAGUUGGACAACAGCCUGCCUGAUAUAACAAAGAACCUGCCCAAAGAGAGGUUUAUAGAAUCUCCUCAUGCAGUGCAAAGCGGACCUAAAGUAAUAAAUGAACCACUGUCAUGUGCUGCAAGAUUACAAGCUGUGGCAAGCAUGGUAGAGAAACGAUCUAGUCCUGCUGCUUCACCGAAGCCCAGUGUAGCAUGCAGCCAACUAGCUUUACUCCUUUCAAGUGAAGCUCACUUGCAGCAGUACUCCAGGGAACAUGCUUUAAAAGCACAAAAUGCAAAUCAAAUAGCAAGUGAGAGACUUGCAGCUAUGGCCAGAUUACAAGAAAGUGCUCAAAAAGAUAUUGGCCAGUUCAGUUUAGCGAAAGGAAUGACAAGCCAUCUCAAUGGUCAAGCAGGAUCAUCAACCAAAAUGGUAUCUAGCAAAAGCAAUAUGACACCAUUUCAGAGUUCAGUGGGAAUCACACAUUCACCACCCAAAAAUGUCGGAUUCAAAAGUACCUUGGAAAGGAAUAAUGUGAAAACCUCUCCUAGCAACAGUUUGCUCUUACAUCUCCUGAAAAGCCAGAAUACCACCAAACAAUUAAAAGGGCAUGAACAGAGUGAGAGAGCCAGCAUUUUUGAAGAGAGCAGCACACCAACAACUAUUGAUGAGUAUUCAGACAACAAUCCUAGUUUUACAGAUGACAGCAGUGAUGAUGAAAGCUCCCAUUCUAACUGUCUUCCUAUAGACUUAUCUUUUAAACAGAGGACAGACAAACCAGACACAGGUCCACCUGCAUCACUGGAUAACCUGACUCAGUCCUUGCUUCACAGCUGGGAUCCAAAAGUUUCCUGUCCGGAGAACAAGGAAGACAAAGACACUCCGAAGGCAUCUAAACUGAACCCCCAUCAAAAAGUAACACUACUUCAGCUUUUACUUGGGCAUAAGAGUGAAGAAAAGGUAGACAAAAGUAAUGAGCCUCAGGGACCACACAGUGCUGCUGAUGUGGCAAAAUUCACUGUACAGACUGGUAAAAGGACUCCUGUUACUGACAGUCCCAAUGCAAAUCGAAUGACUCCACUAAACACUCCACCUUUGCUUGCUUCUGCAAAAGCAGACUCUCCUAUAAAUCUCUCUCACCCAUCAUUAGCCAUCAAGCGUAGCUCACCACCGUAUGCCUGCAGCAUCCAGCCAGACAGGCUGGUGAAUCCUGCAUCUAAACAUUUGAUAGACCUUUCAAAAAGCAAAGAAAUUCAAGGAGCUAAGCUGAGCAGAAAUGACAGUCCACAAAACUCUUCGGCUUUCAGUGCCAGCAAGCUGUUGCAGAAUCUUGCUCAGUGUGGUAUGCAGACUUCCAUGUCAAGCGAAGAACAAAGAUCUGGCAAACAUCUGCUAGUGGGGAGCACAGAUAAACCCGUAGGCUUGAUUGAUAGAUUGAACAGCCCUCUGCUUACAAAUAAAUUAAGUACACAUGAAGAAAAUAACAAAAUAUUAAGUUGUCAGUCUGUACCCACUGAACAAGGACUUCCAGGUUCAGAAAUAGAAAAUCUCCUUGAAAGGCGUACUGUCCUUCAACUGCUUCUGGGAACUCCCAAUAAAGGUAAAAAUGAAAAGAAAGAGAGGGUGCUUUUAAGAGAUGAAAGUUCUCAGGAACAGACAGAUAAGGCUUUGAAUGAGCAAAUAUUGACAGUGAAAAUAAAAACUGAACCAUCUGAAGAAUCAAAUGUCCCUUAUAAUUCAAAUGCACAACAAAUAAGAGAGUGCAAGGGUAACAAAUUUCAAGGAUUUGUUCAUUCACUGCAGAGAAACACAGCUGCUUCUCCAGCAUCUGAGGAGAUGAAGUCUGAGCCUCAUUCACCUCAAGAUUUUUCUUUUUCCAAAAAUGGCCUGCUAAGUAGAUUGCUGAGACAGAAUCAAGAUAGUUACCCUGCGGAUGAGCUGGACAGAAGUCACCAAAACAAUGAGCCGACACACCUGGAAUCAAAGAGUCUUUGCACAAUACCGAAGAAAAGGAAGCUUCAUGCUGAGCCUUUGGAAAGUCCGUUAAAAAAGAUGAAAACUAAUGUGUCUCAUGCUGCAAACAAUCACAUUUCUCCUUCAGAGGCACUGUAUGGGCCUUUGCUAAGCCAGCAAGAACUGAAAUUCGGCAGAAGUGAUUCAGAAUUUAAAUAUGCUGUAAGUCAUGGUUCAAAUAAUGAAAGUGGUAAUAGGAGUUGGUCUAGAGAUAGUAAAGGCUUUAAUGUGUUGAAACAGCUGCUUCUCUCAGAAAACUGUGAGAGAGACCUGUCGCAACAUAGGAAUAACUUACUAACUGAGGGCAAGAAAAAAGGAAACAAAAGCAAUGCAACAAUUAAUAAACCCGAGUUCAGCAUUUCUUCAGUGAAUGCAUUAAUGGGAAGUCCUGUGCAACAGAGCGGUUGUGUAGAUCACAGAACAUUUCAGUAUCCGGUAAAAAGUCCUGCCAGUUCACCCUUCCCUGAACAUUUGGGGAGACUUGAACCUGACCAGUUUAGUGUGUGUCCCAUGCCCAGUGAGAAGGGUCCCAUUAGAUGGGUGAUCACGGGUAUGGACAAGAAUGAUUAUGAAAAAGACUCUCCGAGACUGACCAAAACCAAUCCGAUCUUGUACUACAUGUUACAGAAAGGCGGCAACUCUGUUAGUAGCCAAGAAGCACAUGACAAAGAAAUUUGGAAUGAACCAUCAUUUACCGAUAGUUCGACUCGUGUUACAAUCAAAGAGGAGUUAACAUCUGAUGGAGAGCUUAAAACUCCUUUUAGUAACUUAAGAAGCCCUUACAGCAGCCAUAUGGGAAAUAAGACCUCUCACCAACAUGCUGUGAAUGGAGAAGUGCAUGGACUUCUGGAAAAAGUGCUAACAAUCAAAAAAGAGCCAGAAUAAACUACAGCCUCAUCAAGGAGUUUACAAUCUGUGGUUUUGAGUCUUUGUUUAAAAAAAAAAAAAAAGGAAAAAAAAAAAAAAAACAACAUAAAAGAAAAGAGUACGAACUUGACUACUGUAUAAAUUGAGCAUGAUUUUAGAAAAGCAUGGUCUAAUUGAAACAUGUUUUCAUUUGAUAAACUUUUUAUUUUUAUGGUGAUGUUAUUUAAAAUACAUGUAGAUAAAAUUUGCUUUACUAUAGAUUGUCACAAGGAAAUUAGAAAGGUUGUAAUUUGUACAAGACAUUUCUGUAUGCAUCAAAUUAAGUUAUGAGUACUCUUUGAUCAGAGUCUUAUUUGGAUUUGCAAGUCUUUGGUAUAACAUAAAGUGUAAGCGUACAGCCUAGGUGGUGGUAAUGCUGCGUUUCCUCCCUCUCCUGUAAAAUAAUCCUUAUUUCUUUGGAAGCCUGAGCAUAGAGACAGUGUACUUUUCUUGGAAUGUUUAAUAUGCUUUGUGAAAUUUUAUGAAUAACUUUAAAGAAAUGGAGCAGUCCGUCCAAGGUAUUAACUCAUCACGCUGGAAAAACUUGUGUCAGUGUUAAUAAUUGAACUGCACUGAAAUGUCAUUUUUAGUGCUUCCAAAAUUUUUAUUGUUAUUUUUAAAUCUUGUUUGUGGUUCUGACAGAAUAGUGGUGUAAAAUCUAUUUUUCUUCCUUGCCCUGCUUUUGACAAAGGCCUUCCUCAGAAUCCUUAGCCAUAGUUAGGAGUUCCUAGCUACAGUUAAGGGUUUUUUCUAGGUUUUUAUAUAAAAAGCAGAUUUUCAUAUAUCGUGCAAGUAUCACAUCAGUCUUCUGUCAGUACAUUCCUGUCACUUCCCUCCUUGAAAAGGGAAAGUCAAAAUGCCUCUUGGAGUACUGCAUUUCAUCAAGCGUAGCACACAGAUUUGGUGAGGAAAAUGGUGGAACAUUUGUGAACCAGAUAGUCAGAUUGUGUGUUGCCUCCUGCACAAGAGAAUGCCAGCUGUGCUCAAGCAGCACGUCAGACUUCCACUCAAAUACAGCAUAGAAUUUUUCAUUAAAAAUGCGUUGGCCUCUUCCUACGACUAGAGGAGAGAAUCCAUAUUCUGCCAAUAUUUAUUACUCUCUGAACAGCUGAUGCAUGGUUCAAUGCACUGCCUUUUCUCUGCAGAAAAUCUGGUUUCAGAAUAAUUUUUCAGGUUGCACUGAGGAUAAAAUUGUGGUUUUGUCAUGUUUUGUAAUGGAUAGUAGGAUAUGUCUCGGAAAUUCUUGUCUGCCCUUUUCCUCGGUCCCCACCUGUGCUGUGAUUUGUAACAUCAGUCUGGGAUGGGAGUAGCGGAAAAUUGUGGUCAAAGCUGACACACCUUAGAAGAAUUGCUGACUGGGGAAGCGCCAAGCAGCACUGUUAACGCUGUCAGUGUUAACUCCAUUUGGAGCCCUUACUACUCAUGGGAGAGGAAAAGGACGAAAUCUGGUUCCUCUGAAUUAUGCACAUUAAUAGUUUGGCUGAACUUUUUACUCCCCUGAAAAAAUGUUCUCUGUAGCGUUUAAUAUCAUUUCUAAUUCCCUGUGUUAUCAGAAAACAACUUAGCAGUUGGUUUGCACAGAUAAUGAAAGCCACACUUGUGUUUUCAUAUUAACCAUUUUCACCAUGGAGAGCUGAUGACAUGACAAAACUGCGAUUUCUUCUUUUUAGCUCGUGUUUGCAGAGAUGAGUGAUGGGGCAUUUUGCUCUUUUCCUUUCUGCUUUUGUUGCAGAGGCCCUUUCGCAAGCCUUCUGGCUUACUUAGGCAGAGAGAGCAAGCUGCUAUCCCAUUCUCAUCCUCUGGCCACCGCCUGGGGUCCCUUCUUUCUAUUGCAGUCCCUACUGAAAGGGACUUCUCUCUGCCAGCUGGAAAGUGCACCACAAUUCUGUUGAACCCUGCUAUGGAUACCUUCUUUUAGGGAACACAAAUGUUUGGCAGUAUCCAGUAUAGAACAUUCCCCCUGGUUUAUAUGAGAAGUAACAGAGCAACUUAAAGAUAUAUUUUUAUGUUAUUUGGGUGAAGCGUAAUAUAUUAAUGGGCUGUAGAAAGAAGAUUUAUAUUUUAAAACCUUCACGCAAAUCUAAUAUCAUUUUAAAUGUCAUUGUCUGAAGUAUAAUAUAGAAAUAAAUUUUGUCUUUAAUAUUUGCAUUUAUAAGUGGCCCAAUGACUAUUCAAAUGUCUCCUAGAGUAAUCAUUAACGAGAUAAAGUAUAUUUUGCAUUGACAGUUGAAAUGAAUUCUUUUUAUAUGAGUCAACCCAACAGAAAUAUUUAAAAAGAUGGUAUUUGUUCCAUCCGUUAAAUGUCUCUUAAAGUCUUAAUUGAUUAUUUUUCUUGAAACAACAUGUAAAUAGCUAGGAAAUAUAUACAAUAUAGAAUAAUAGAUGGUCCCCAGAGUAAAUACAGGGCUAUAAUUUGCUUGAAGGGCUCCUCAGAAAAAUGCGGCUUCGGUGGACGUGAAUGAAUGUGUUUUGUCAUUAAAACGAAGUUCUGAUGAGAAGUAGGAGAAAAAGUCUAACUAACCAUAAUGAAAAGUAAUGUUGGAGUCUAGGAGUGUGCUUACCCAUGUAUUUAUUCUAUGGUAGUCUAUUGUUGUAAUAUAUACUUUUGAACAUUUAGUUUUUAAAGUUUUAUAAAACGUUUAAGUUAAAAUGUUAAGUUUGACCAGUUAAUGAUUUAGCUUUCUUUUAAAUGGAGUUAAUGAAAGGGUAUUGCGAUUCUCACAGAUGUCAGUAAAUUAUAAUACGCAAGAAUUUAAUUUCAGGUCACGAAGUUCAUGGAAGAAUCUUGCCUGUUGUGGACAUUACAAUCUGAAAGCAGUGUGCAGCAUAAAGAUGAGGCCCUUGAGAGGAAAGGGCCUGCUAACUUAAUGCUGCUCUCCAGUCAGCUGCUAAGAGGGCAACAGCCUUUUAUGCUCAGUUCUCCAGCGCCACUGAUGUUACUGCUCCCUAGGGAAGAGUGUUCUUUUUCAAAAUCUGCCCCAUCCACACUUACAGCCUUUAAACCUGAGGACUGAAGACUUUUCCAUCAUUUUUUGUCUGAUAGCAUGGGAUGGGUGAGUAAAAAGGAGUCACCGUUGUCAUCCUUGGGGAGUUUUCCCUCUCUGUUGUUCCACCAAAAGAGGGAGAUGUGGGAGUUGGCUUUGCUGCACCAGCAGAAGGACCAGUAAGGUUUGGCCACAUUUUUCCAGGCAACUCAAAAGAUCCUUGAUUUCCCCCAGUCCCUGUGGGAUGAGUGAGAAACCAAGGUCAUCUGCUGAGUAAUGCUCGGUGAUCUCAGCAACUCCAGUCUCCUUGGUUCAGUAGAUAUUUACUGCUAGGAUACACGUUUCAGCUGUCCCCGAAAUGCUCCCUCAGCCUGUGAGAGUGGAGGCUUCGAAGACAGGCCUGCCAGCUCAGGAGGGUGAUAUUUCAGCUAGGUUUUCAGACCGUGGGCUUGAAGAGGAUCAGGGACAUGUCAGAUACAGGCAGCAGCAGCUGCAUAGGUGAGAGGUACGGAACUGUUAGGUGCAGUCAUGUGAGCUCACCGUCGGGGGAGGGAGGAGAUGACACUGCACCUGGAAAUGGGUGACACUGUUGGGGAAAUGCUGCCUUCACCUCAUGGAGCAGUGAAGAAGCGAGUUAGGAAUGUGUACGCUACCUAAAGUUGUAGCUGCAUCCCCUUGGGACUUGUACCAGAGUCAACUUUAACCUCCUGUAACUGAGAACAGCUGCUGCGGCAGCAGCUGGGUUGCCAAGUGCCCUGUGCCUUGCUCGAGGCUGGACCUACAGGCCGCUUCAUCCGCUGUGUUAGUAUAGUACUCAGGCUAGGCAGAUUUGGGGUUUGACUUGUAAUUGCCACACGGAUAUGCCUUUUGUUUCCAGAGGGAAGGGUAAGGGACCGAGAGAACCAGAUUUCUAGCAUCUCCGCUGCCAAACGUGAGGAAAUGACAGGAAGGUGACACACGACCGCAGAAUCAGAGCUGUGUUGCUAGAGGGCUUCUGCACUGAUACCCCUUAACCUGUCAGCGCAGUUUGAGAAGUUUAUAACCGUCGUAAGAUCAAAAGGGAAUUCAGCCAUAACUUUCACUUUUCUUAGCCAUUUGCUCUUAGUGAUGUUUUUAAAUUUUUAAUUUACAAAUCUUUUUAAAAGAAAGAAGUGAGUGGUUUAAAUUUACCCUGUUAAAUGUUGGUGAAAGUAUUACAGCUCUCAUUGACGUCAGUGACAUAAUAUUACCAGUUUGUUCUCUGCCACAUCUUACAGAGGAGUAAACUGGUAAGUAUAUAUUAUAUAUAUUUAUAUAUAAUGUAAAUAGAUUGACUUGUUACACCUAUAAUAUGUUGAAAUUGGUUUUUAAAAGGUGAUGUAAAUAGUGGUUUCCUUAAUGAAAAAUACGUAUUUUGUAUUGUUCUAAUGCAAAGAAAAAAAAAAAAACCAAACAACAAAACCUUUUAAUCUUUUUUGUUGUGUAUAUUCCAUGUAUAAGUGUAAAUACGAUCACAUAGGUUUAAAAACUUUUGCAUGUAUGUAUACAGUUGCAAGUCUGGAAGAAUGUAUAGAAAAAUACUUUUAUUUAAAGUUGUGAUUACCUGCUGCAUGAAAAGUGCAUGGGGGACCCUGUGCAUCUGUGCGUUGGCAAAAAUGUCUUAACAAGUCAGGUCAGUUCAAAACACAACAGUAUUCCACUUCUGGACAUGACUUCUGCUGUGGUAUUUUAGCUUUGUGAAAGAAUGUGCUUCAAAUCAAAAGGGUCUGGGAAAAAAAAAAAAAUGCAAACCUACUUUUAAAACAUGAAGUACUCAUACAACUGUAAUCGGUCAUGUAAGUUCAGGAUUCCAUUCUACGUAACUGAGAUAUUGUACCGGGACUAUUCCGUUGCUGUGAAACAAAGGAAUAUUGAUUUUCAUUGCCAUUCAUAAGAAUUUGGGAUUUUACCACAACCAAUUUUAUUGUGAUGUGUUUUCAGUAAUUUAUCUAACUGGUCUCAUUUUUUUAUUAGAAAUUAAUUUCCUCAUGUGAUGUCACAAAACUGUACAUACUGCAGUGUGAAGUUUUUUUAAAUCUUUCAGUGUUUACUUCCUGCAGAAGAUUUGAAUAAAUGAGAAAAAUGCAUUGUC
Messenger RNA from Gallus gallus (chicken), 11269 nucleotides. It is a transcript of the gene NRIP1, whose product is annotated as nuclear receptor interacting protein 1. Gene Ontology annotation, molecular function: transcription coregulator activity; signaling receptor binding. Bases 2687 to 6154 code for a protein of 1155 amino acids. The transcript is spliced from 7 exons. The record is from RefSeq and is a predicted model, not a curated record. Gene Ontology annotation, cellular component: nucleus. Gene Ontology annotation, biological process: regulation of transcription by RNA polymerase II. NCBI's taxonomy places the organism in Eukaryota, Metazoa, Chordata, Aves, Galliformes, Phasianidae.